AUGUCCACCCAAAAAGCUGUCAUCGUCGUUGAGCCCAAGAAGGACGGUCUGGUUACCGACCGGGCUAUUCCUACUCUUCGUGAUGACUAUAUCCUUGUCAAGAACGUUAGCGUCGGCUUGAAUCCAACUGAUUGGAAGCACGUCGCUUACCUCGCUCCCCCGGGCGUGCUGGUUGGAUGCGACUACGCGGGCGUGGUCGAAGCGGUCGGCAAGGAUGUCAAGAAGCCAUUCAAGAAGGGAGACCGCGUUUUUGGCUUCGUCCACGGUGGCAAUGCCGUUCAGCCUGAGGACGGUGCUUUUGCCGAAUAUAUUGUCGCCAAGGGUGACCUGCAGACUAAGAUUCCCGACAACCUGAGCUUCCAGGAGGCCGCUACCCUGGGUGUCGGCAUCGUUACUGUUGGCCAGGGCCUUUACCAGAGCUUGAAGCUGGCUCUUCCUACCGAGCCUAUCAAGGACUCCACGCCUAUUCUCAUCUACGGUGGUUCGACUGCCACUGGUACUCUCGCUAUCCAGUUCGCCAAGCUGUCCGGCUACAAGGUGCUGACCACCUGCUCCCCUCACAACUUCGAUCUCGUCCGCAGCCUAGGUGCAGAUGCCGUCUUCGACUACAAGGACCCUCAGUCCGCCGCCGAAAUCCGCAAGCAAACCGACAACAACUUGAAGCUCGUCUUUGACUGCAUUUCUCUCGAGCCUAGCGCCAAGUUCUGCGAGGCGGCCAUUUCCACCGAUGGUGGUGAAUACAGCAGUCUCUUGAAUGUCAAGGCUGACCGUGAGAAUGUCAACUCCCGGUUCACUCUUGGUUACACUGCCGUCGGUGAGGCUUUCAAGUUUGGAGAUAUUCCUUUCCCCGCCAAGCCCGAGGAUAAGGCACACGCUGAGAAGUUCGUCGCCAUUGCAGAGUCGGUUUUGGCUCAAGGAAAGGUCAAGGUGCACCCGCCCAAGGUUGGCAAGGAUGGAUUGAAGGGUGUUUUGGAGGGACUGCAGCUGCUGAAGGAGGAUAAGGUCAGCGGAGAGAAGCUGGUCUACAAUGUCUCCGAGACUCCAUGA
Penicillium cataractarum is the source of this 1047-nucleotide messenger RNA. Its product is annotated as zinc-binding alcohol dehydrogenase family protein. Gene Ontology annotation, molecular function: oxidoreductase activity, acting on NAD(P)H. NCBI's taxonomy places the organism in Eukaryota, Fungi, Ascomycota, Eurotiomycetes, Eurotiales, Aspergillaceae. Bases 1 to 1047 code for a protein of 348 amino acids. The transcript has a single exon. The record is from RefSeq and is a predicted model, not a curated record.